This is a messenger RNA of Vanessa atalanta (red admiral), 4279 nucleotides long. RefSeq names its product glycoprotein 3-alpha-L-fucosyltransferase A (gene FucTA). Gene Ontology annotation, molecular function: alpha-(1->3)-fucosyltransferase activity. The transcript has 8 exons. Bases 290 to 1636 code for a protein of 448 amino acids. The record is from RefSeq and is a predicted model, not a curated record. NCBI's taxonomy places the organism in Eukaryota, Metazoa, Arthropoda, Insecta, Lepidoptera, Nymphalidae. Gene Ontology annotation, cellular component: membrane.
GCGCGCGCACUUAACCGCGCGCCGCCAAUAACCCGUCGCAAAACGCGGCAAGCGCGCGCCUCUAUCGAUGAACAGUGAAACGUGCACACACCCGACUAUAUUGUGAAAAUUUUGUGUUAAAAAUUACUAACAGUGAAAAGUACCUAUAUAAUCUAACAGAAAUAUUAAAAUAUUUUAUAUUAACUAAGAAGUUUUUCACGGGAUACAUGUUAAUACAUGUUAGUGACACGAUAGUUAUCGUGAGAUGGGAGAACAAGUAAAACGGGUAGGGCGAGCGCGCUGACUGGGCAUGUGGGCGCGCGCGGCGCGAAUCCUGCGGCGCGUGGCGUUGCUGGUCCCGCUGUUGUUGACCGCGCUGGCGCUACUGCUGCUGCCGCGCCCUCCACCCUUCAGCACCUCAGCGCGGCUCCCAUCACCACCAUCUACCCAACCAUUAGUCAGAGAUGAAUUUCACGCACAAAACUCUAUAACAGAAAAUGAAAUUAUAUUUAACGAAGAAGGCGAUGAGUUUUCUAAACGACCAUGGUUCAUAUCUGGAGGUGAACAGCGUCCAAAACGUCAUGAACCUCAUGCUAAGAUCUUCCCCGAAGAUUCUCCAGGUGAUGACAGGAUUGUCGAGCAAUUAAUGUAUACGUUGCCAAAAGAUGAAGAUGUGCCUAUCAAGAAAAUAUUACUAGCGAACGGGUUAGGAGCCUGGGGGGUAUCAGGUGGAAGAACCGAGUUCAUCAGGAACAAAUGUCCCGUUGAUCGGUGCACGUUAACAGCGGACUCACGGGAGGCCGCCACGGCUGAUGCUAUAUUGUAUAAAGACCACCAUACACCCUUUAAUGUUAAAAGACCAAUUAAUCAGAUUUGGAUACUAUAUUAUUUAGAAUGUCCAUACCACACAGCAUCUCUUCGUCCUACGUCCCUGGACGUAUUCAACUGGACGGCGACCUAUCGUCGGGAUUCGGACAUAGUGGCUCCGUACGAGCGAUGGGUUUAUCACGAUGCAUUAAACACAGAGAAAGAUUUAGAGAGGAAUUAUGCUGCAAAUAAAACAAAAAAGGUCGCAUGGUUCGUCUCAAACUGCCACGCCAGGAACCGACGUUUACAAUAUGCCAGACAAUUGUCCAAGUUCAUUCCGGUCGAUAUCUACGGCGCAUGCGGCUCCCACCACUGUCCGCGCGCUGAUCCCAACUGUUUGGAAAUGUUGGAUAAGGAGUAUAAGUUUUAUCUGGCUUUCGAAAAUUCCAACUGUCGUGAUUACGUCACUGAGAAAUUUUUCGUAAACGGAUUGCAACAUGACGUCGUACCCAUAGUAAUGGGAGCACGUCCCCCCGAAUAUGCAGCAGUGGCGCCACAUAAUUCAUACAUUCACGUCGAAGAAUUCGCUGGACCAGAAGAGUUAGCUGCUUAUCUGCGACGCUUAGACGAGGAUGACACACUUUACAACUCAUAUUUCAAGUGGAAAGGCACAGGCGAAUUCAUUAAUACGUACUUCUUCUGUCGCGUGUGUGCGAUGGUCCACGCAAACGGCCGGCGCCAGCGUAGUGCUCACUACACCGACGUGCAGGCGUGGUGGCGCGACGGCGCCUGUACGCGCACCGAGUGGCGCGCCACGCGUGAUCAGCAAAGCCUACGAGACCCGCCAUAAUCAAUUAGCUGUAUAUUAAAAAAACCCUUAAUUCUUAAUUGACAACCAAAAGACAAGGUCAAGACAGAACUACGUAAAACAUCCAUUGUACCUACAUUUUAAAGGCAAUUUGAUUUUUGAGACAGUCAUUAAACGCACAUUACGCUCGAGCUUUAUCGUCGCAUCUCUGUAAAUUGCAACCCCAUAAAUGGUCCUAUAAAAAUAUUUAACCACACAUGUGAAGUAUCGAUAAAUAUUUAAUCUUUAAAUUAAAAUCGCAUCAUUAACGUGGAUUACUUUGAAAAGACGACCUCAUUCUCUUAAGCACAAAAUAUUAAGUGUUACUUAAAUUUUAUUUCUAGUUUUAAUAAAAUAUUUUAUGAAACGUGUUUUUUUUAAGUGGGAAAGUAUGAGGGGAAAUCUUAAAAAUAUAUCAAUUACAUUAAGUAUUAUAAUCUAAACAGUCAAGCAUUAGUUGUUCAUAUUUAUUUUUCUUUGUAUCUAUCUACUUCGAAUCGGUGGUAAUGGCUACAAUUAUUGCACACAUAGACUGAUAUAACACCGGCGAAAAAUGGGAUAUGAUUUUAAGUGUUUAUGUUGUUCUAAGAACGAAAAUGGAAUUUUUCACAGAAUAUUUUCGUUUGACCAAAAAGAUGGUAUAGCAUUAAAAAAAAGGCAACAACAACAAUAAUUGUACCAAAAAUGAUUUUUUAUCAUUUAUAACGUUAUGGUUGAAAUUUUUCCUAUACUGUCUCAGUUUAAAAAUAAUACACGAUAAUAUAUUUUUUAUUAAGUAUUUGUUAUGUUAAAGUGGUUAAUUGAAUAGUGUACUUAUUGUACGACAAUUUUUGACUUUGAUUUUUUUGCGAAUUGUACUUAGUUCAAAAACAUUCCACCUACCAUAAUAAAAAAAAAUACUAUUCGCGUCCAUUAUGAAUAUUAGUCCACGACGGCGUUGAAUUUACUCUAUACAUAGUAUGAUAUUAUAUGUAUUGCGUCGAUAGAAUGUUUUGAAUCAUGUUAUAGUUGCAAUUACUAUAUCGAGGAUUUUGAAAAACGAGAAUAUUCUUAAAUUAAUUGUUAAAUUAUUUAUGCUUACUUCGUUGUUACCAUAAAAUGUUUGUGAACGAGACCUGAUAAAUAAAAUACCUAAUUAACACGAUAGGUACAUAAAAACGUUGAUAAGUUUUAAUUAUAUGCAAGAUGCGCAUGUUUCUGUCAGAAAAAUAGAUACUUUUAAGAUUAGAUGGUAUUGUUAUACGCUUUAUGUUAAAUAUUUAUAUUUCUAAGGAAAAGACAUUAAUUUGUUAUUUUUAUUAAAAUACUAUUGCAUACUGAGCCAGUAAUUAUAAUUAUUAUAUUUAAAAACUUUUGCUUUUUUUUCUGUUUACUGUGUUUUUAGUUUUUAUUUACUUAAUAUAAUAUAUUUUUAAGAAUUAAUGCAAUGUAAUAGUUAUGAAAAAGUAGUGUUUUAGACCAUACAGGGCAUUUUAAGUACUGCAAACCCUUUGAUUCAAAGGUUUUUACCGUACAUUAUUUUUCUUUAUUAGAUUUAAUGUGACAAUUAUUCAAUUAUCAAUAUAAUAAUAUAAUAAAAAAACGAAACAAAAUAUGAACUAAACCAUAAAGUUCAGUGUUUUCUAAAAUUAAAAUAAAGCUGAUAAAAAAUCAAUGUAGCUACGUCACGCUUAACACUGUAAACCUAAAGAUGUUCCAAUAUUCUUUACUAAUCUCGUUUCAUUUGUUUUACUCGAUAAGCCUUUUGCCAAUUCCUUAUGCAACAAGUGCGAGCUUACGAGAAAUAUAUUGUUUAUUAUUUGUACAAAUAAACUAAUUUUGUUUUAUAUUAUUUUUUACACAUAAUGUAUUUGUAUAUGUCUGUACAUAGUCUUCAAAAAUCUUGUUAGAAUCAAGCUCAUGUGUCUAGUCAUGGCGCUAAUGGAAAUUGAGCACAAAAAGUAUUUUUUACAUGCGAUUUUAAUAAGUGUUAUUAUUUAAUUAUAGCACAAAGUGUUAUUUUAGUUAUAACAUACCAUAUUGCAUUUUAUAAGUUAUUUUGCACUUCUCUAAGAAGUUUUCUAUGUUUACCUUAAGAGUAUUUAAAGUUUGAUUAAUAAUUAUGUUGCAAGUGUUUUUUAAUAACUGUUUUUACCAGUUAGAAGUAUAAUAAAUUUAUUUCAUCAAAUGUUCAUCAAACACAAAAAAAUAAAAUAUUUUGUAUGUAUUCAAUAUAUGUUUCUAUGUCCAAAUACCGAAAAUUGUAUGUUUUUUCUUUACGGUUUUUAAAUUUUUUUGAGUCAAUAUUUUGUGUGUAUUGCCAUAAAUAUUAUUUCAGUUACCAUAAAAACCUAUGGUUAAAUUUUAUUGUGAAUGUCAGGAAAUCGACUAAAAUAUAAUUUUGUUUAUGAUGUAUUAUUCUCAUAUUCAUUAGAAAUCUUGCAAGUAAUAAUUUAUGGACUAAUAUUACCUAAUAUAUAUCAUGAUAUUAAAACACAAAGUAUGUAUUUGAAAUUUUGUGUGUUAAUUUUUCAAUAAAAAAAAAACUGUUACAUAAAUAUAAUUAAAAUUUGAGAAGGGACAUGAAUUAAGUUUUAGUUACAAUCUUUUCAAUCCAAUUUUAUACAAUAUUUUCUUGUAACAAGCACAUUCUUAUAUACUUAAUCG